AUGACGACUCCGGUGACAGUGGCAGGAAAGGUGUUCCUUAUUUUUUACGGGCUUCUGGGUUGUGCGGCCACCAUCUUGUUCUUUAAUCUGUUCCUGGAACGGAUCAUCACACUGCUGGCAGUGGUCAUGAAGGCUGUGAGGGAGCGCCGCAUAAGGAACAGUGGACUGCUGCCUCCAGGGAUAAAACAUGACUUCUCCAUCUACUCCCUCCCUGGGUGGAAGCCGUCUGUGUACCAUGUGAUGCUGAUCCUAGGCAUAUCUGCCAUCACGAUCUCCUGCUGCGCCUCUGCCAUGUACAGCCCGGUGGAGGGCUGGGCCUAUCUGGAUUCCCUCUAUUUCUGCUUCGUCACCUUCAGCACCAUCGGCUUUGGGGACUUUGUGAGCAGUCAGAAUGCUGCUUAUGAAAACCAAAGCAUCUAUCGAGUAGCAAACUUCUUCUUCAUGUUGAUGGGAGUCUGUUGCAUCUACUCUUUGUUCAAUGUCAUCUCAAUUGUCAUCAAGCAGGUGCUUAACUGGAUGCUCGAGAAAAUGAGUUGUUUGUUCUGUCAGCGUUGCAAUAAAGCCAACGCCUUUCUGGGCCGACGUAAUGCAAUUCGCCCAGGCUCCAAGGGGCGCCAGAGCCGCUUAGGCCAAGACUCAGACGGAGCGUGUGAUAGUGACACCGAGGGGAGGCGAUUAUCAGGAGAGAUGAUCUCCAUGAAAGACCUUGCAGCGUCAAACAAAGUGUCGCUGGCCCUAAUGCAAAAGCAGCUGUCAGAAUCGGCCAAUGGGUACCCCAGGACUGUCUGCGGCAGCUCCAGGCACAAUGAAUUCUCUGGGGGGGUGGGAGCGCUUGGAAUCAUGAACAACAGACUAGCAGAGACCAGUAACUCCAGGUAG
Messenger RNA from Knipowitschia caucasica, 879 nucleotides. The record is from the annotation of a GenBank genome assembly. Lineage: Eukaryota; Metazoa; Chordata; Actinopteri; Gobiiformes; Gobiidae.